Messenger RNA from Oreochromis niloticus (Nile tilapia), 2261 nucleotides. RefSeq lists its product as uncharacterized. Lineage: Eukaryota; Metazoa; Chordata; Actinopteri; Cichliformes; Cichlidae. Gene Ontology annotation, biological process: regulation of DNA-templated transcription elongation. The record is from RefSeq and is a predicted model, not a curated record. Gene Ontology annotation, cellular component: nucleus; DBIRD complex. Bases 114 to 1358 code for a protein of 414 amino acids. The transcript is spliced from 12 exons. Gene Ontology annotation, molecular function: DNA binding; zinc ion binding.
CAUCCUCCUCAGUCAUCAACAAGGCAUUUUCGUCAAGAGAACUACUGCUCACUGGAUAUGUCCUAUAUUUUGGACUGUUCUCUAUAAACCGUCGACUAGAGGACAACAUUCUGAUGAUUAGGAGUGCUUAUUCAGCUAUCAGAGUACCCCAAGACUUUAUAGAUGCUAUGAAACGCUUAUCUGGAGGACAACCAGACAUGGCUGCUAACACUCAAGCAGCACAGAAAGCUUCAUCCUCAGUUGAAAAAUGGAAGUCUUCAUUCACACCAAUUGGUGAUGAAGAUGAAGACUCUCAGGACAAAAGCAGCACAGAAAAGACUGGCCUUUAUGACCCUUACAACCCUUUGUCGUCAGACUCUGAGCCCGAGAUGCCACCAGACCAAGGCCACAAACUCUCCCCACCCACUGAGGAUAAUAGUGUGGAGCGUCAGUGUUUAACUUCAGCGAGAGACUGUCCUGACGGCCGACACUGGGGCUCAACCUACUCCAAACCAGGAAGCGGACCCCCAGACAGAGGAGAAUUUGGCACUGGAACCAGACCUAUAGAAAUUCCAGGUCUCAGUCCAGGAAUUAGAAAGCAUGAACAACAGAUUUAUAGCCCAGAAGCUGAAUCACUUAAUUGUUCAAGCUUUGGCUCCUUGAGUGAAGUAUUGGGCCAGAGAGGUGGCACACCUGACAGGCGUAUUCACAGCUCCUCCACCCAGCAGUUUCCUGUGCCUUAUGGACAGAGAACCAAUGGGGAGGAGACGAUAACAGUACCAGGAUAUAAGAUGGAGACUAUUAGAUUAUCCCCACCAAGGUCACAGGACUAUCAGCAUCAGGUGGGCUAUAUGAAAAAAGGACGGGACCAAGACGUACCUUCUACAAAGGUGACAAGGAACACGCGCCAAACUGUAACUUUGGAAAAAACGCCCAUCACUUGUGACCUUUGUGAGGUUGAGCUUGCCAAUGGGCAGGAGCUGCAGGAUCAUUUGGACAGCAAAUGUCACUGGGACACCCUGGAGCACAUUCAGCAGAAUAAUAAAUACGAUGACGUAAUGAUAGCGUUCCUUCAGGAAGUGAUGCUGUAUAAGAGCCAUUAUUGUAGCCAAGCAGUAGAGGACAAUGCUCUUCAAACUCUACAGGAAAAUAACCACAUGACAAAGGUGGAAAUGUUUCAUUGUGCUGCUUGCAAAGUUUACAUAUCCACAUCUGUUGCUGAAGUGCAGGCUCACAUCACCUCUGAGGAACACCUCGCUCACACGAAGGAGUUUGAAGUGCAUAGGAGACAUGUUUGCCUCAGCAAAGCAGAAGCCAUGAUGAAGGAGCUAAAACCACAGUUUGAACACUUCCUGAAGGGUGGCAGCCCAUUUGAAUGACAGAACUUACUGGAUGUUGUCAUGAGACUGUUUACACUGAGAUGCUGCGCGCGUCGGAUGAAGAGCAGUCGACUUUACUCUUCAUUACCACACAAAACUGCUGUCCCAGUACUCGUGUCUAAUGCUGACAGACAUGCUGUUGUGGGCCUGUGAACACAAUGCAGCUUUUCUUUGUUUAUAUACGGAUUCCCAUUUCUCAUCUGCCUCGCGUUGCGCUGACUACAGCUGCUCCCAGACGAUCUCCAUCUGGGUGCCUGUAGAAGUUUAAACUUGCAGUUUUGUUAACACUAAUUCUUUGUACCUUCCACAUCAAAAUAUGCUACAUUAAAAAAACCAAAACGAAACUUGAAUGCAUAAAUAAUUUGAAAAACGUCAGAUUGUUUCUUUGUCUUUUAUUUAGAACAACACAAAUGUUUUAAGCAUUGUAUCUUUGUGAUAUAGUACAUUUAAAAUUAAAUUAUUUCAAAACAGUAUAUUUAAACAUUAAAUAUAGGUGACGUGUAUGAAGGGCUUGGUCAGCACGGGUUGUGCGUGUUAGGUCUCUCUCUCUUUUUUACCUCUUUUCUUCCUCAACCACCUUCAGUUUAAAUCUUAUGUUAGAAACAAUGCAGUUACUGAAAUACUAUAAAACACUCUUUCUAUGCAUGACACGUUUUCAGACAUUUUUUUUCUUUUUCAUUUUUCCUUUUUUUUUGUUUUGUUUUGCACUUUAAUUCAAAAUAUUUCUCUCAGUAACUCUGGCCUGAAAAGAGACUGUGGGUUUUGAUUUGACCGUGUUGCAAUACAAAGGAAACAUGACUUGAUGUGAAUAUUGAUACAGAAGAGAAGUGCUCCCAGAAACUGACUCAAACCAUGAGAAAUCUGAGGUAAAAGUUGUCUUCAUUAGAAAUGGAUUCCACACUA